CAAGUUAAUCAUUGAUCCAGAGCAGUCCGUUCUCAGUUCAGGAAUGACAGCCAUUGAUCAGCACCGCAGGUACGGGUUUCAGGUGUUGGUGGUCUGCUCGCUGCUCUCACUAAGUACAGGGUCCUUGGUUGUGCACACCAGCCCUACACCACAGCACUGCACAGCAGGCUCCGCCAUUGCCCUCAGCUGCACCUUUCCAGUGCCUUUUGGUACUCCUCUGCAUGGGAUUGCACUCAAGUGGACAGUGAGCACCGUGGAUAAUAACCACAGGACAAUUUAUACUUUUGACGGCACUUCAGAGUGGCAUUUUUAUAAUCAGAGCACGGUGGAUAGGCUUCAUCUGAUUCAAGGCGAUGCAACCCUGCACCUGAAGAAUGUGACCCUUUCAGAUGCAGGACACUACACAUGCACAGUGUUUAUCCCCCCAGAAAUGGGGGCCUCUACGUUCCUUUUGGAUGUUUCUGUUCUUCCAUCAGUAACACUGUCACCUGAAUUUCCAUUUGUUACUAUUGGAGAGGAGAAGAUGCUGGUUUGUGACAUUCAGAACUUUUAUCCAAUGCAAAUUGAUAUUGCCUGGUUCAUUCGAAAAGGAGCCUUGCAUGAAAGCCUGCCUGUUUCACAAGGGGUCUGCACUGGAAUCCCAGUUGCUUAUGGGAACCAGACUUUCAGUGUCCAGAGUCAAAUUCUGAUUAGGGCUACCACUGAAGCAAAUGGGGCAAUAUACACUUGUCAAAUUAAGCACCAAUCUUACAGCUCUCCUUUUAGAAUAAAUACAACUCUAACUGUUGUAGACGCAACGUCAGCUUCUCAUGGUGUAGGUAUGAUUGCAGGCACAGCAGUGACCAGUAUGUUUCUGACAUUAGCUGUCCUAGGAGCAGUCUUCAUUCAUGUCCACUAUAUUAGGAAAGUUCCUCCAAAGGUUUCGGAGAUCAUUAAACCUGAAAAGAUUUAUGCAAGUGAAGCAGUGACCUUAAUGUGCAACAUCACCUCAGUCCAGUCAAAGCAAGUGAAAGUUCAGUGGCAGCGAUAUCACGGGCACAAGCAUGUCUCCACCUCUGCAAAGGUAGAAAGCCCUCUACUUCAGGAACACUUUGAAGACUUGAGUAGAUAUACAGAAAACAAGCCCUUCAAGAACAGCCUCAUGUCCUGCCUCAGUAUUGUGCCAUCUAUUGAAGACGAUGAUCGGGAAUACCAGUGCAGAGUGUGCUAUCUCAACAGAACUACAAUUACUAAAAAGACAUGCCUGAAAAUAUUGGUGCGACCAUCUCAUUUUCAAAUCGAAUGUUUGCCUAGGAUCCCAAUGCCAGAACAGACCUUAGUCCUUAGCUUUAGGGUUGAGAGGUUCUACCCUAAGGUCAUUUCUCUCAGAUGGUUUAAAGAUGAACUUCCAGUGAAGGUGGCCACUCAGUUUGGUCCUUUUCUUGACGGUGGAAAGCUUUACAGUGUUUGGAGUCAGACAGAGUUCCUGGUUUCAAGCAAUGACCAUGGAGCUAUAUACACUUGCCGUGUACACCAUGAGAGCUUAACUGGUUUCAGAGAAAUUGCCUACAAGAUUAAUUUGCAGGGAACUGCACCUGAGGUGUCAUGGAUCACAUCGGAUCCUUCCCCACCCAAGCUCGGCCAAGAGUGCACAUUAAACUGUCGGGUGACUGACUUUCUGCCUGAAACUAUAACUGUCACAUGGUUUAUGAAUGGCCAGCCAGCACUCAGUGGGGUUUAUAGCUCCCUGCCUAUUCUUAGCAUCGAUGGGCAUUAUUCACUCUGGACUUUCUACAAAUUCACACCUACAGUCAAAGACUCGGGCAGCAUUUUUAAAUGUGUAGUAGAGCACUGUGCUUUAAAGGGAGUUGAGGAAAGAUCAUUUAAACUGGAAAUGAACGACACAGUAUAAAUGUUUGCAUUAGACGCAUUUACUCUUAAAUGCGUUUACAUUUGGUUAAUCGUUUUAUCCAAAGCAAGUUGCUUAUUUUAUGGGAAGAGUACCGUUUUUUUUCUGUACUGCUACAUUUGAGGCACAAUAGACUUUUGAAGACUCUUAGAGUGAAUCACCUUAUGAAGUGGAGAAAAAACAGUCAGAUAUCUGGAGUCUUUAAAGCCAGAAGAUGGCUUGGUUUAGUGUCUGAUCAGUAAUGAUGGUUCCAAGUGUGGCAGAUCUGAAGUUCUGCCCUCUAAAUUGGAAUUGUAAGCUCGGGAGGAUAGAUGAAGAAUAACAGAAUUGUCUGUGAGAAUUAUAAAGUAUAAAGGUUCUGGAGCAAUUCUUAUGUUUUUGUCUGUAAUAUGCUGCCUGUUCAACUCUAUAACCAAAGAGUCUGUAUUUAAAGGAUAAAUUUGGUAUUUUUCAUAUCAAAAUAUUUUCUUCACAGUCAUAGUAUAUAUUGAAAUAAUAAGUGAAUAAGUGAAGCACAUUUUAUAAAUAAUAAAAAAAAUAAUAACUAGCUUGUUCUUACACUUUAUUAAGUAGCUAUAGAGUACCAGAGCCCCAAUGUGAUAAAAUGCUUUAAAACUUACUAAAUAUAUCCAUUUGUUUUUCAAGUCAAAAAUAUUAUCAAGUAUUGAUCAGUGCCUUGAGAUUACACACUGUGGCGGACGGCCGGGACACUUGUACUUUAUAUGGUCCGGGGGAACAAGCAGGGACUGAACAGUACCUCCCUCGGGGCGCUAGAUGGCAGCCCCCCUGAAUGGCAGUGGUGCCUCUGAUUCCCACAGGGCUGCAUGGGAGAUGGAGUUCUCUACAACGCUGUUGGGAUCCAGUUUGUGCCACCAGGGGGUGCUGCAGUGGUACCUAAGCCUGUGUGGACGAUUCUUCCGCGACACCCAGAAGUGCAACUGGAAAUAAGUCAUCAAACACCUGGAGCACUGGUGGGCUAUAAAAGGAGCCAGCAGACCCCAAUCUGGGAGCCAGAGUUGAGAGGAGGGAGACGAAGCUUGCCGGAGAGGAGUGGUGGAGAAAAGAGAAAGAGAAGUAUUGUGAGUGUGCUUGUGCUUAUUGGGACUGUGUUGUGCCUUUGGGGACAUAAAUAAAACAUUUAUUUGUUUUAUCA
Messenger RNA from Erpetoichthys calabaricus (reedfish), 3041 nucleotides. RefSeq lists its product as uncharacterized. The transcript is spliced from 7 exons. Bases 44 to 1891 code for a protein of 615 amino acids. The record is from RefSeq and is a predicted model, not a curated record. Lineage: Eukaryota; Metazoa; Chordata; Cladistia; Polypteriformes; Polypteridae.